Messenger RNA from Engraulis encrasicolus (European anchovy), 1367 nucleotides. RefSeq names its product calcium regulated heat stable protein 1 (gene carhsp1). The transcript has 4 exons. The record is from RefSeq and is a predicted model, not a curated record. Gene Ontology annotation, molecular function: mRNA 3'-UTR binding. Gene Ontology annotation, cellular component: cytoplasm. Lineage: Eukaryota; Metazoa; Chordata; Actinopteri; Clupeiformes; Engraulidae. Gene Ontology annotation, biological process: regulation of mRNA stability. The coding region runs from base 197 to 685 and encodes 162 amino acids.
AAUGUCCUUGCAUGGCAUCCGUCACAGCUCUGGAGGAGAUAGAGAUUGACAGAGGUUGACGUUAGCGGAUGAUUUAAAGCUGUUCAGCGUUGAGCACAUGAAACAACUCUCCUGAAAGGGAGAGUGCAGGAUCCCGUGUCUGGCAGAAAGCACUACCUGUUACCUAGGCUACGGGUGACCCCUGACGGUCUGCGUCAUGUCGGCUGACGCCACAUCUCGCGGCGCCCCUGCCCCCCGCUCCACCACCCCUCCUCUGGACGCGCCGGGCCCCCGCUCCCCCGUCUCCCCCAGCUCCCUGCGCCUGCCUCCCUGCCGCCACAGAGACCGCUCACCCUCCCCCAUGAGGGGCUACCUGCUGCCCAGCCCCCUGCCCACACGCCGCAACCGCACCUGCUCCGCUGCGGCUCGUGCAGCGGAGGGUCCCUCCUUCAGUGGUGUGUGUAAGUGUUUCUCGCGAUCCAAAGGCCACGGUUUCAUCACUCCAUCUGACGGAGGAGCAGACAUCUUCGUGCACAUCUCAGAUAUCGAGGGUGAGUAUGUCCCAAUGGAGGGAGACGAGGUCAGCUACAAGCUCUGCUCCAUUCCCCCCAAGCAUGAGAAGAUCCAGGCGGUGGAGGUGACCAUCACACACCUGGCCCCCGGCAGCAAGCAUGAGACCUGGUCUGGUGCCGUGGUGGACACAUGAGGUUGCUGCCACCUACAGGGCCAGCAGGGGAAGUGCACCUCCUAAGGAACUGCUGUGUGGAGCGGAAGCUGAUGAGGAUUGGAUUGGGGAACGCAAGAAUAGGGGUUGAGUUGGGAUGUUUCUAUUGCUGUUGUUGUUGGUUUCGUUCUAGAGUUUUCCCAUUUCCCCUUGUAUUGUACCCCAUUUUCUAAGAAAGGAAACACAAAAAAAUGUUUAAACUUGAGUGGCGGUGUGAUGUUAUGGAGAUACGUGCAACGUCUUGACAAAAACUAAAAAAAAAGAAAAAAAAGAAAACAAGUGUCCCAUACUGGCUGUUUUGAGUUUUGAAUUUUGUCCGUCAUGCUGAGCACCAACAUUAUCAUUAUUAUUAUUGCGGUUGUAAUGCUACUGAAACAAACCUGCUUUUCAGUUCUGAUGCUUAAGAGAUGGAUGUUUCAUAAACAUUAGUGAUGUGCUGUUUUAGUUUCAGAAGAAUACUGAUAGCCCAGAAUAUUUCGGAGGGUGUACGAGAUGUUUUCUAGAAUGACUUAAGCCACUGAAGCCUUAAACUCAGAUUAACAGAUUUAAAUAAAGGGUCUAGUGUUAAUACAACGGUGAAAUGUCUUGUUCAGAAAGAAGAAAAAAACAUUUGAAAAGUGAUGGAUAUGCCAUGAUGCUGCAAUGUAUAGUAGUUGCAUUUUUA